Messenger RNA from Acanthisitta chloris (rifleman), 800 nucleotides. RefSeq names its product telomere-associated protein RIF1-like. NCBI's taxonomy places the organism in Eukaryota, Metazoa, Chordata, Aves, Passeriformes, Acanthisittidae. Gene Ontology annotation, cellular component: nucleus. The transcript has 6 exons. Gene Ontology annotation, biological process: telomere maintenance. The annotation marks the transcript as partial. The record is from RefSeq and is a predicted model, not a curated record.
CUGCUGACAUCCAGGACCUGCUCUCAACAGUCAGCAAUGUUGCUGUCAAGUCCUCAGACAAGAACACUCGCACUCGGGCACUUUGGGUGAUAGCUAAGCAGGCCUUUCCCUCCGAGGUGGUUAAAAAGGAGGUGUCCAAUAUUAUUUCCACCCUGGAAACAAUCCUGACCAAGGGAGAUGUACAGUCUAUGGUGGUGGAAUAUGAAGCCCUUAAUGUCAUUAUUCGGUUGAUGGAGCAGACUCCAGCCCAGAUGGGAGAAGAGGCUGUGAGAUGGGCAAAGCUGAUCAUUCCCUCAGUUGUCCACUCUGCUCACAAGGUGCAGCUACGAGGUGCUGCUGCCCUGGAGAUGGGAAUGCCACUGCUCCUGCAGAAACAGCAGGAAGUGGCAGCUGUCACUGAGCACCUGAUGACCACUAAAUUAAUCUCUGAACUUCAGAAACUCUUUUCUGCCAAAAACGAGACUUACGUCUUGAAACUGUGGCCGCUGUUUGUCAAAUUGCUUGGCAAGACUCUGCACCGCAGUGGCAGCUUCAUCAACUCCCUGCUGCAGCUGGAGGAACUGGGAUUCCGCAGUGGCUCUCCAGUGGUAAAGAAAAUAGCCUUCAUUGCAUGGAAGAGUCUAAUAGAUAAUUUUGCUCUAAAUCCAGAUAUAUUGUGCAGUGCUAAAAGGCUGAAACUGCUGAUGCAGCCCCUGAGCUCAAUCCACGUAAGAACAGAGGCACUGGCACUGACCAAGCUGGAGGUUUGGUGGUAUCUCCUCAUGAGGUUGGGCCCUCAGCUGCCUGCAAACUUUGAACAG